GCAUCGCGUCUCGGGGGAGGAGUCUGUACCCUCGUGAUGUCCCCGCCCCGGUUCCCAGGCAAGUUUAGGGAAGUGAAAGGCGCCAGGUGCCAGUCCUGGCCUCUGUUGUAACCCAGCGCCCCGCAGUCCCGACACAGAUUCCUGGAUCUCAGCCCCAUAGCAGCGAUGAUCCCGCUGCUGCUGGCAGCGCUGCUGUGCGUCCCCGCCGGGGCCUUGACCUGCUACGGGGACUCCGGGCAGCCUGUAGACUGGUUCGUGGUCUACAAGCUGCCAGCUCUUAGAGGGUCCGGGGAGGCGGCGCAGAGAGGGCUGCAGUACAAGUAUCUGGACGAGAGCUCCGGAGGCUGGCGGGACGGCAGGGGACUCAUCAACAGCCCGGAGGGGGCCGUGGGCCGAAGCCUGCAGCCGCUGUACCGGAGCAACACCAGCCAGCUCGCCUUCCUGCUCUACAAUGACCAACCGCCUCAACCCAGCAAGGCUCAGGACUCUUCCAUGCGUGGGCACACGAAGGACAAGGUCUCACGCAGUCACCUAGGCUGGAGUGCAGUAUCACAGCUCACUGCAGCGUUGACCUCCCAGGGCUCAGGUGUCCUGCUCCUUGACCACGAUGGGGGCUUCUGGCUGGUCCACAGUGUACCUAACUUCCCUCCACCGGCCUCCUCUGCUGCAUACAGCUGGCCUCAUAGCGCCUGUACCUAUGGGCAGACCCUGCUCUGUGUGUCUUUUCCCUUCGCUCAGUUCUCGAAGAUUGGCAAGCAGCUGACCUACACCUACCCCUGGGUCUAUAACUACCAGCUGGAAGGGAUCUUUGCCCAGGAAUUCCCCGACUUGGAGAAUGUGGUCAAGGGCCACCACGUUAGCCAAGAACCCUGGAACAGCAGCAUCACACUCACAUCCCAGGCCGGGGCUGUUUUCCAGAGCUUUGCCAAGUUCAGCAAAUUUGGAGAUGACCUGUACUCCGGCUGGUUGGCAGCAGCCCUUGGUACCAACCUGCAGGUCCAGUUCUGGCACAAAACUGUAGGUAUCCUGCCCUCUAACUGCUCGGCUAUCUGGCAGGUUCUGAAUGUGAACCAGAUAGCUUUCCCUGGACCAGCCGGCCCAAGCUUCAACAGCACAGAGGACCACUCCAAAUGGUGCGUGUCCCCAGAAGGGCCCUGGACCUGCGUGGGUGACAUGAAUCGGAACCAGGGAGAGGAGCAACGGGGUGGGGGCACACUGUGUGCCCAGCUGCCAGCCCUCUGGAAAGCCUUCCAGCCGCUGGUGGAGAACUACCAGCCCUGUAAUGGCAUGGCCAGGAAGCCCAGCAGAGCUUAUAAGAUCUAACCCUUAUGGCCAGGUGCAGUGGCUCACGUAUGUAAUCCCAGCACUUUGGGAAGCCAAGGAGGGAGGAUCACUUGAACUCAGGAAUUCAAGACCAGCCUGGGCUACAUAGUGAGACCACAUCUCUACUAGAACUUAAAAAAAGUUAGCCGGGCACGGUGAUAAAUGCCUGUAGUCCCAGCCACUGAAGCCAGAGGAUCGAUUGAACCAGGGAGAUCAUGGUCACAGUGAACUAUGAUUACGCCAACCUGGGUCACAUAGCAAGACUCUGUUUCAAAAAAAAGGGGGGGCGGGGGCGGGGGGGCGGACGGGUGCAGUGGCUCACAUCUGUAACCCCAGCACUUUGGGAGGCUGAGAUGGGCGGAUCACUUGAGGUCAGGAGUUCGAGACCAGCCUGGCCAACAUGGUGAAACCCCAUAUCCAUUAAAAAUAUUUAAAAAUUAGCCAGACAUGGUGGCACGCGUCUGUGGUCCUAGCUACUCGGGAGGCUGAGGCAGGAGAAUCGCUUGAACUCGGGAGGCAGAGGUUGUCAUGAGCUGAGCUAACACCACGGCACUUCAGCCUGGGUGACAGAAUGAGACUCUGUGUCAAAAAAAAGAAAAAAAGAAAAAAAAAAUCUAAGGGCUCAGGAACCAGUUUGGACUUGAUUUUGAAUCCCAGUUCAUCCCCUUCCUAGCUGUAUGACCUUGAUUGUGUGCCUUAACCGCUCUGUGACACAGUCUACCUGUCUGCAAAAUGGGAAACAUAAUACCUGCCAUCAGGAUUGUUGAGGAGUAAAUAAAUGGCAAUUGGUGGA
This is a messenger RNA of Gorilla gorilla gorilla (western lowland gorilla), 2116 nucleotides long. RefSeq names its product deoxyribonuclease 2, lysosomal (gene DNASE2). Gene Ontology annotation, molecular function: deoxyribonuclease II activity. The transcript is spliced from 7 exons. Lineage: Eukaryota; Metazoa; Chordata; Mammalia; Primates; Hominidae. Gene Ontology annotation, biological process: apoptotic DNA fragmentation. The record is from RefSeq and is a predicted model, not a curated record. Bases 166 to 1323 code for a protein of 385 amino acids.